UAAAGGUGGUAAAAGAUAAACGUUUCCAGUGCUCCUUAAAAUCGCAAUAGCGCUUUUGAGGAAACAAUAGUGUAUUUGUAUUUUUGUUUACGUUUUAUAAAAGAUUCUCCAAUAUGUCAUACAAUCCGCCCCCAAGCGGUCCUCCCCCGUAUUACGGAUACCCUCCUCCGCCGAGUGCAGCACCUGGAUCUUUCGCCUAUGUACCGGCACCGGUCAUGAUGCCGGUAUAUCCCCCACAUCACGAAAUCAACACGCAGCCUGCCUACGUGACUAAUUACAUUUAUCCUCCACAACCGGCGCCUGAACCAGUACAAGUUGUGGAACAUGCUGAGCCUUCAGCGGAACUUAUAGAUUGGGUGCCAGCGACACCUGCUACUGCUCAGGGCCUUUAUGGUAAAGCGUACCUUGCUGGAAGAGAAGGGUGGGAUGGAAGUCCCUUAUGGUCUAUCCGAGCUCACCAUAACGGAAAUUUAGUUCCGGGCAAGCUAGCUAUUAAACAUAAAGCGGCCUAUAUACCAUUUUCGGGUAAAGAAAUACCGGUGCACAAUUUUGAGGUGCUAUGUGCUCCGAACCACGCAGUGCAUUGGGUGCCGAGUAGUCACGGACAGGUGCCACCUAACGCAAUCAUCGCUGGCAAUACUCAUACGGCUGAGCCUUUGUACCUAGGCAGGGCACGCCACAGGGGAUCUUUUUCUCCUGGCAAGAUACAUCCUAGCCACGGGUGCUGCUACAUUUCGUUUAGUGGGUCAGAAGUAUCGUACAAACAGUACGAGGUUCUCUGCAGAACGGAAGGCUGAUUGAAGUUGGUCGACAAUGUUUAACAAGAAAACGGAUAGCGAGACCCAUUUGUACUAAAUAAAACCAUAUUUGUA
Messenger RNA from Vanessa atalanta (red admiral), 872 nucleotides. RefSeq lists its product as uncharacterized. The transcript is spliced from 5 exons. The record is from RefSeq and is a predicted model, not a curated record. The coding region runs from base 114 to 797 and encodes 227 amino acids. Lineage: Eukaryota; Metazoa; Arthropoda; Insecta; Lepidoptera; Nymphalidae.